GGUUGAUUCAACAGUAUAAGUAGCAUCCAUAACAAAAUCGAGAUUAAAAAUUUACUUACAAUUGAAACGCCUAGACAGGUAAGAAGGCCUAUGUUCCUUUGAUGAAUUUUCAACUUAGAUUUCGUACGGGUUAGUCAUUGUUUCCUCCAAAAGCUAGCGUUAACUUUGCCUUGUUUGUUUUCUCCUGCUAAGCGAGUAUGCAUAGUUUCGAGAAAGAGAAAACAGAGAGUUCACAUAUCUAUAUUGCGACGGCCGCAGGGACAGUGUCCCUGUUCAGUAUUUGGGCGGUUUGGCGAUUUCGGAGGUUCGAAACGGUCCAUAAUAUCCCGAAAGCUCUCUUUCCUAAAAAGCUGCCGGAUCGAACUCAAACCUUUCGAUCACUAUUCGGCUAUGUGACCAGAGUGGGUGAUGGGGAUAAUUUUCGUUUUUACCAUACGCCUGGAGGUUGUUGGCUAGGAUGGCAUUGGUUGCGACAAGUGCCUUCCUCACGGUCUGCUUUGGCUUCCAAAACCAUUUCUGUUCGAUUAGCUGGGGUGGAUGCACCAGAAUCAGGCUACUUUGGAAAGAAAGCCCAACCAUUUUCCCUAGAUGCCAAACAAUUUCUGUCGAAAACGAUUCUAAACAAAAAUGUUCGGAUAACUCCUCUAAAGAUUGACCAAUACUCUAGACUGGUAGCUGGUGUACAGUACUAUCCAAUCUCUCAUUUUUUCUGGAAAAGGGAUAUUGGUCCCAUUAUGGUCCAAAAGGGAUUAGCUGUAGUUUACGAUGGGAAUGAUGGUGUCUUUUAUCCAUCAAAAAAAGAAUACUUGCAAUCUCUUGAAAAGAAAGCUAAGAAGAAAGAACUGGGUCUUUGGUCUCAAGGGAAACAGCUCAUAUUACCAUCUCAAUAUAAGCGAAACAAUUAGGUAUACAUACGUCUUACUCUUCCUUCCUUAAUGCAUGUCUUUUGAAUCUAGUAUUGCGAUUUUUGAGCAUUUUCCCUAGGAAUUAGAGAUUUUCCUACGCUCACUACAUAUUAUCUAUCAACUAACUCCUCUAUCAAAAAAUUAUUUUACUCUUAAAUGCAUUGUAAAGCUUCUGUUCAACUAUUGUUUACAAAAUAAUGAGGAAACCCUAAAAGCCACUAUCCAACAUUAUGC
Messenger RNA from Schizosaccharomyces cryophilus OY26, 1139 nucleotides. Its product is annotated as nuclease. Gene Ontology annotation, cellular component: mitochondrion; cytoplasm. The record is from RefSeq and is a predicted model, not a curated record. Lineage: Eukaryota; Fungi; Ascomycota; Schizosaccharomycetes; Schizosaccharomycetales; Schizosaccharomycetaceae. The coding region runs from base 198 to 905 and encodes 235 amino acids. The transcript has a single exon.